Messenger RNA from Orbicella faveolata, 1569 nucleotides. RefSeq names its product carboxypeptidase B-like. Gene Ontology annotation, biological process: proteolysis. NCBI's taxonomy places the organism in Eukaryota, Metazoa, Cnidaria, Anthozoa, Scleractinia, Merulinidae. Gene Ontology annotation, molecular function: zinc ion binding; metallocarboxypeptidase activity. The record is from RefSeq and is a predicted model, not a curated record.
UCGACUCGCACGUGAUGACCUCCUUUGCACAUCACACACAGACAUAUCUGUUACAUGUCAAGUCAAUAAGCUAUUGUAUUUACUCGACUUAUAAUUAACCACUACGAUUCAUUACCAGAUCAGAAAACACUCGUCGUGUUCAAGAUGUUACGACGCGAACAUUUUAAAGCUUUCUGUCAAAUCCUCGUUAUAUUCACCUUCUUGGACGUCUUGGUUUCUUUAAAGACAAGUCAGCAAAAGCGACGCACAUAUAAUGGAGAUCAAGUUCUACAAGUUACUCCCAGAACAGAAAAGGACAUGAAAUUUCUGGACGAUUUGCUCCACAAUAAAUACAACUUUGAGUUAGAUUUUUGGACCCACCCCACUGAGCCUGGUAAACCCGUAGACAUCCAUGUACCUCACAACAGAAUGCGGCAAUUCAAACACGCCCUAAAACGGAAAUCAAUUUCUUUCCGUAUAAAGAUUAGAAACUUGCAGCGCGUAAUAAACAAGGCUGGAAUGAGACCACGCGCUGUUCCAUUCAAUGGAAAAUUUCACUCAUAUUCCCAGAUCGUUCAUGAAAUAAAGCGCCUUGCAGGUCUGAAUGAAAGCCUAGCGAGGGUUUUCAGCUUGGGAAAAACAUACGAGAACAGAACAAUGUAUGGCAUUAGGAUCUCAUCAAACAUCUCCACCUCAAAGAAAUCGGUGAUGUUCAUUAACUGUGGUAUACACGCUAGAGAGUGGAUCACUAUAUCAUCCUGUGUAUAUGUCGCUAGAGAGCUUCUGCUUAAGUACUCUACAGACAGCUCUGUCAAGUUCUUAGUGGACAAGUUGGAAUGGAUAAUAGUGCCUGUUGUGAACGUAGAUGGAUAUAUCUAUUCUCACACCACGGAUCGUCUGUGGAGAAAAAAUAGAAGACCGAACUCAACUGACUGUGUUGGAACGGACCUGAAUAGGAAUUUCAACUUCAGAUGGGCAACUGUUGGAGCAGACUAUGGCCAACCUUGCAGUGAUAUUUAUCCAGGAACGAGGCCUUUUUCAGAGCCAGAAACUCACAAUUUGGCACUGUACAUGUACUCUAUAAGAAGACGUAUAAAGGCUUAUGUAGACUUUCACUCCUACGGCCAGCUUUGGAUGUCCCCAUGGGGCUUUACUAGACGUUAUUUUCCACCAACGUAUGCCAAGCAUUGGGUUGCAAUGAAGCGUAUUGUUCAAGCUAUAUUAAACAUGAAUGGCACUCGAUAUGGAUAUGGCCCAGCAGCUAUGGCUAUCUAUGAGACCUCGGGAGACGCAACAGACUGGGUUUACGGCGUUUUGGGCGUCACGCAUUCCUACGGUGUUGAGCUGCAGCCAUCUAUCUUCACCAACAAUGGCUUCGUACUUCCGCCUUCCUUCAUUGAUCCUGUUGGCAAGGAAGUCUUUGUCGGAUUGGAGACUCUCGCUACCUUCAUAAGAUGAGAAACAAUGCAUGCUGAUAGCCUGGGAUUACUAGUUGGGAAAUAUUUGAAACAUGUGUACAGUCGAACCCCUAUUAAACGGCCACCCUCGAGGAAAUGGACUGUGGCCGCUUAAAAGGGGUUGGCCGCUUAA